This is a messenger RNA of Gadus chalcogrammus (walleye pollock), 2156 nucleotides long. RefSeq names its product cyclin-dependent kinases regulatory subunit 1. The record is from RefSeq and is a predicted model, not a curated record. The coding region runs from base 386 to 619 and encodes 77 amino acids. Gene Ontology annotation, cellular component: cyclin-dependent protein kinase holoenzyme complex; SCF ubiquitin ligase complex. Gene Ontology annotation, biological process: regulation of mitotic cell cycle. The transcript is spliced from 5 exons. NCBI's taxonomy places the organism in Eukaryota, Metazoa, Chordata, Actinopteri, Gadiformes, Gadidae. Gene Ontology annotation, molecular function: protein kinase binding; ubiquitin binding; histone binding.
UGUCAGGGGAUUACCACCAUAGAGAAACCCCCCACUCAUGUUGCUUGAUACUACCAGUUGUUUCAACAUGCCGAUGUAGGUUGAAUCUGGUUUGAAUGCGACCUUUUCAAAAAAGUUCAUUACUUUCGGAACUUUUGGAAAUUUACAAGGGACAGACAUGAAAAUCACUUCAGAAAACGGAGAAACCUCCCUAUACUCUAUUUUCUGAUUCCCUCACACAAUAUAAUAACCAUCAAUGACGAGUUCCGGCGAGAACUAGGAUUAACCAAUGGCAACAAGCCGUAUGCCAAACGACCAAUAGCAGGCAGCGACAGUCUUUUGAAAGACGAAGGCGGUUCCCGUCUUUUCGAGAGGGAAACAAAGCCAAAGUAAUCAAGUUAUCACCAUGUCCCAAAAACAGAUAUACUACUCGGAUAGAUAUAAUGACGAGAAAUAUGAAUACAGACACGUGAUGUUGCCGAAGGAUAUUGCCAAGCGUGUGCCGAAAACUCAUUUAAUGUCUGAGACCGAGUGGAGAAAUUUAGGAGUCCAGCAGAGCCAAGGAUGGGUGCAUUACAUGAUACACCAGCCAGAACCCCACAUCCUGCUGUUUCGCCGCGCCCUGUCCAAAACCAAGUGAGGUGUCUCCAGGUUCCCAAGGAGGUCAGUCCAUUAGAUAACCAGCCCCAUGCCAUCUCAGCAUUGGACAGCUCUCAUUGCCGAGAUCGAAGGAGAAACAAACAUGCUCUGCAUGAGGUGGCAACCAUUUGUUGAACUUUUUUGAGAGCUCCAUAGUGGGGCUGAUCAUCUUGGACCUGGAGAGGAGAGAAAGACUAGCCAGAAUUGAGGAGAGCUGUUUGAAAAAGAUUCUUGACAGGAUCUCUUCUCCUGGAGUGAAAACCUGUAGACUUGAGCCAUCGGUGAGGCUCGAUCUGCGACUAUUAUCUGUCACUGUCACUUAUGUCUGUUUCUCUUCCUAUUCUGUCAGUACAUUCCACUAUAUAUGUGUUUAAAGAACAGUGAUCAAAUUCACCAACUGGGUGAACAAAAAUAGUAGGAAAAGCCCUGUUGAACAAUAUGCCUUUUGUAUAAUGUGCUCUAAAGAAUGGUUUUGAGUUGGUAUGGUCCAUGUCAAAGUGCAUUUGCGUAAAUGUUUGUCUGAAACCAUUUUUAUUUUUAUCGUGACAUGAUGCUGCUGAGUUGAAAUGACACUUGAUGGCAUUUGACAAUAUUUAUCAUGGACAUAAAAGCCAGCUGUGAUUUCCUCCCCCCCCCCAGAGAAACAUUUUACACAUGCCAAAUCUUUGUAGUCUUUAUCGAUAGCAAGAUAAUUGUUAUGGCCUUUCUGACAUAAAAUUAAUAAAAGCAUUUAAUUUGUUAAAGUAAAAAUGCAUAUUAUUUCAUGGCUCAUGAUGAUCCGACUUCGAUGUCGUAGUUGUGAUGGAGUUCCACACCCUGCCAAAAGGUAAUCCCCUGCUCCUUAAUGGCCUGUACAUUAAUUCACUGGAAAAGACAGGUUGGAUAAAGUUGACCUUCUGUAACUCAAUUCUUGUCAUUUUGGUAUAACUGUUUAGUAAUUACUGAUGACCAAAUGGAAAGAGGCACAAUAUAACGUAAGAACUUAAACAAUUUAACGAUACUCAAUGUUUCAGUAAACGCAUUAUUACGUGCACAAACCAAGGCCAACUGUUUCAUUGUCAAUCGUGACACAAAUUUAUUCUCCAGUGUGUCAAUUUAUACUGAGGUUAAGGUGUGUGUGUGAGUCGAAUGUUUCACGUAAAAGAUGCAGACAUUGCAUGUGAAUGCUUUAAUCUACUUCUGUAGGCCCAAUACAGAUGUGGACAGGUAUUUAAUGUUGGCCAUCGCCCUAUCAGACAUCCCAUGGCUGUCUCAUUUCCGAUCUUAAGUGGUUAUAUCCAGGCAUUUUAAAUUGUGCCUACAACCCAGUAUACUUUUCAUGCAUAAAGUUUCACCAUCUGUAUAAUUAAAGUUGUAAUAAAAUAUUUUUUUCUAGGAAAACACAAUUAUCACGGGUUCAUGUUGAAUGGGCAUGUGUAAAAACGUAAUGAGAUAUGCGUUUUAUUCCCCUUCUGCACCUGUGAUAAAGGCCGUUUUCUUUCAGGGGUUUUUCAUUACAUUAAAUCUAGAGCUGUUUUGUCAUGGAAUAUUCAUAGUCU